Messenger RNA from Alnus glutinosa, 1334 nucleotides. RefSeq names its product 1-aminocyclopropane-1-carboxylate oxidase homolog 1-like. The record is from RefSeq and is a predicted model, not a curated record. NCBI's taxonomy places the organism in Eukaryota, Viridiplantae, Streptophyta, Magnoliopsida, Fagales, Betulaceae. The transcript is spliced from 2 exons. Bases 120 to 1217 code for a protein of 365 amino acids.
GCACCCUUUUAUUUGCCUAUUUUGGCCGACAAACUAUUACUACUCCAGAGUCCAAAUCAAUUAAUUAAGCAUCUGACGCAACCCAUAUUUUCUGAAACUCAAAUCGUCACUAAAGAAACAUGGCAGCCAUGGAUGCAGCCUCCGGCUACGACCGCAUGAAGGAGCUCAAGGAGUUUGACGAGUCCAAGAUCGGCGUGAAGGGCCUCUCCGAUUCCGGUAUCACUUCCAUCCCUCGCUUCUUCGUCCACCCGCCGGAAACCCUCUCCGACCUCAAAUCUUCCUCCACAUGCACUAGCAUCCCCGUCAUCGACCUCUCCGCCGCAAACUCCACCACUCGCCGCCGCCAAAUCGUCGAACAAGUCAAAGAGGCAGCCACGACAUGGGGCUUCUUCCAGGUGAUCAACCACGGCGUACCCAUGUCAGAACUAGACGAUACCAUCAAUGCCAUCAAAGCGUUCCAUGAAGAACCCCACGCGGUGAAAAGCAAGUACUACAAACGCGAUGAGGCCCAGGGCGUGAUGUAUGCGAGCAACAACGACUUGUACCGCGCCAACGCAGCUGCGUGGCACGAUUCGUUGCAAGCGUGGAUGGGUCCAAGGCCACCGAAAGUGGAGGAUAUACCAGAGGUUUGUAGGAACGAGGUGGUGGCAUGGGAUAAGCGUGCAACCGAGGUGGCAGAGAUUGUGAUGGAGUUUCUGUCAGAAGGGUUGGGGUUGGAGGCUGGGAAAUUCAAGGAGUUGACGUUUUCUGAUGGGAGGGUCUUUGUGGGUCAUUGUUAUCCGUACUGCCCUCAGCCAGAUCUGACGGUGGGGAUUACAUCGCAUACUGAUCCGGGUGUGGUGACGGUUCUGCUGCAGAACCAUGUUCCUGGGCUGCAAGUGAAGCACGGGGAUGAGUGGGUAAACGUAAAUCCAGUACCCGGAGGUUUGAUCAUUAACGUUGGAGACUUUCUUCAGAUAAUCUCUAAUGGAGAGUACAAAAGUGUACAACACCGUGUGUUGGCUAAUUCUUAUAACGAAGCACGGAUCUCCAUCGUCAUGUUUUUCAACAUAGGCACAUUGAAGGAAGAUGACUAUUGUGGACCUCUGCCGGAGUUGUUGUCAUGGGAAAAACCAGCUAUCUAUCGAAACUUCACCAUGAAGGAAUAUUUGGAGAAUUUUUAUCACAAAGGGUUGGAUAGUAAGAGUAUGAUUGAUAAAAUUAAAAUACAAAAUUAACUAGCAUGUCAUGUACGUUUCAUAUAUAUAUACCAAGUAUUUUGUAAAUAAAAGGGAUCGCUCGAUCCCUAUCUAAUUGAUCAGCUUUGCUACAUAUGGAAGCACCUAUGUUAUCUA